AUAUGUUAAUACAACAAAUUAUUUUGUUACAUUUUUGGCGUCUAAUAUUAGCAAUUUUUGUGUGUACAUGUUAUGUGAAUGGCCCCGCUGUUGCUUUAUUUUAGGUUACACUAUAUGAUGGCUUCAGUGUUUUCGGACAAAACUACUUCAGUAAACAAAACACCACCAGUUGAGGAAACUUGGUUUAAACCAUGUGUAGAGAGUAUCGAAUCACCACAAGCAGUACAAGAGGAAAAAGAUAAAGUUGUUGACAGUAUCCAACCUAAAACAAAUGCAAUGUUGUGUCGGUCAACAUCAUGUGUUUGCACAGCGACAGCUUUGAAGGGCUUCGAGUUUUGUCAUAAACACAUUUUAGAAGACAAAAGUAGCCCUUUUAAAAAAUGCAGUUAUACAUCAAGACUGGACAAUGUUCCAUGUGCUAAUCCUGCACCAAAAUUAGGAGAUAAAAGAUCGUACUGCUUACAACACGAAGAAGAAGUCAAGAGGAUAAAGAAUGAAAUCAGAAAUAAAAACAGGAAGAAAAAGAGGAAAGAAAAGGCUUUAAAAGCAUUAGAGCAGGGUACGCAAAGCAAGAAAGCUGCAAAAGAGUCAUCAUCUGAAGAGGAGGAAUAUAGCUUUUUUACCGAUUCUGUCCAAGUUAAUAAAACUGAUUGCCUUUGGUUAGGAAAUCAAGCAAGUGAUGCCGAGUCAACGGAUAGUGAAGAUGAAAAUCCUCUAAAUCAUGCUGGGGUCUGGACUCUUGAAGAAUGUGUUCGUAUAUGUAAAGAAAAAAUGACACGUUUACGCUACCUGUAUUCUCAACAGUUUAAAAGAUUAAAUUAUACCCUACGUGAGGAGCGUCGGAAAAUGAUUAAUGAAUAUGACAUGGAUGCAUUCGUUUUAGCAAAUGUUGGUUUUGACAAGCAUUCAGAAAACGUGUUAAAUGACUAUUUGGAAGAUGUACAUCUCACCAAUUAUCAACGUGUGAGCGGUGUAGAACUGUUAGCUGAAAAGCAAAUGAAAGAAAAAAGAAGUAAAGGAGUUUACUUGCACCACAAACGAUCAGACCUACCACGAUGUCAGUUCAUCAAAGACGGUCAGCGAUGCACUUCAAGAGUAAUGCCGUACUCUCAUUUUUGUUAUCUCCAUAUCAUAAGUGAUACCGAUCAGUAUUUGCUCUCCCCGUGUACUUUUAAAUCAAAAUCUGGCACAAAAUGCUCUGAACCUGCCAAUAUUUUCACUUCUACGUGUGAAAAGCAUUGUGACUUACUGCCGAGUGCUUCUGAAAAAUGUUGGGAAAGUUUUGAAACGUCAAAAAAAGUAAGAGAAAGUCGAAAACGAAGGUUAGAAACUAGUCAAAAGGAGAAGGACAAGAAGGAGCAGUUCCAUAGAACACGAAGAACUUCCAGUCGGAAGUCUGAGUCUAGUUCUGUUACUACACCAACUAUAAAAGAAGAAGAUACAAACUUAGCUGAAAUUUUAUCAUGUUCUCCUGAAGAUAUAAAAAUAGAUAUUUCUCGAAAGAUUCCAUCUUCCAGUUGUGCCCCGGAUGCAUUAAGUUGCUUAAGUGCAAAGAAUUCCCUUCAUACUGAAGAACAUGUUGAUAUAUGUUCAGUGCAACCGGCAACCAAAGCAGAAUCCAGAGCAGAUACAUCAAUCCAAAUGUUAGAUACCUCAACUCCAGUAAACGACAGUUUAUAUAAGUCAAUUCAAGUGAAAGACGGAGUUGAUGCAUCAGUACUUGUAAAAGACGGACCAGAUGCAUCAAUUCUUGUAAAAGACGCGGUAGAUACGUCGAUUCCAACAAAACCUGUAUCAGAGACAUCAGUAUCCUCAAAAAAUGAGUUAGAAGCAUCAACUGUAGUUAAAGUCGAGUUAGAUAAACAGAAUAUAGUAAAAGAUGUGCUGGAUGCAUCAAUUCGAAAUGAAAUUAAUGAAGCUGUGGACUCACUUUCCAGUAUCCAGCAAUAAAAAGAAUUACAUUCUUUAAUGUGAAUUUCAUUGUAGUUGUUGAAAGAAAAUACUAUUUAUA
Hydractinia symbiolongicarpus is the source of this 2011-nucleotide messenger RNA. Its product is annotated as KAT8 regulatory NSL complex subunit 2-like. The coding region runs from base 79 to 1950 and encodes 623 amino acids. NCBI's taxonomy places the organism in Eukaryota, Metazoa, Cnidaria, Hydrozoa, Anthoathecata, Hydractiniidae. The record is from RefSeq and is a predicted model, not a curated record. Gene Ontology annotation, cellular component: NSL complex. The transcript is spliced from 6 exons.